AUGGAUGUAUACAGAGAGAUAUACAACACUGAGAAGAUCCCACCGCCUCACCCGAUUAAACACAAAAGGGGAGGAGGAAAUCGGACAGAGUACUGCGAAUACCACCAAAUCUAUAGGCAUUCUACCAAUGAGUGCUUUGACCUAAAGAAUGUCAUAGAAAGAUUGGCACGAGAAGGGCGACUAGACUGGUUCUUAGCCAGUAAGACGGAGCGACCGAGAAAGAGAAGAAGGGAAGAAGAGAUGGAACGAGUUGAACGCCCCCACCACACCCCCAAGAGACACGUUCAUAUGAUAAAUGGAGGAUUCGCAAGAGGAGGGAUCUCUAAAUCAUCAUGCAAAAGACACCUUAAAGAGGUGUACCAUGUCGGAGGAGGAGACAGGUCGGCCGACCUUCCCAAUAUCACCUUCUUUCAAGAUGCUGUGGGCAUCAUCCCAGGGCAUGAUGAUCCCAUGGUUAUUACCAUGAUACUGGCCAAUGCUAAUCUUCAUCAAACACUGGUAGACCAAGGAAGCUCUUCGGAUAUCUUGUUUAAAUCCGCCUUCAACAAGCUCGGUCUACAAGAUAAAGAGCUCAGAGCAUAUCCGAAUAGCUUGUUCGGACUGGGAGACACUCCAAUCCAACUACUUGGAUAUAUCUCACUGCACACAACCUUUGGAAAAGGAACUCGGUCCAGGACAGUUAACAUAGACUACAUAGUAGUCGAUGUGAACUCAGCUUAUAAUGCCCCAAUAGGUCAGAGAACGCUAAACCAGCUCACCACAGUAGUCUUCACUCCACAUCUGUGCAUGAAAUUCCCAAUUCCAGAAGGGAUCGACACGAUAAAGGGAGACCAAAAAAUUGCGCGGCGCUGUUACAAUGAAAGUCUGAACCUUAAAGGUGACCCCAAAGGGGAGGAAAUCAACACUAUCAAACUGGAGGGAGUUCAAGCUCGCGAGGAACUUUGA
Arachis duranensis is the source of this 945-nucleotide messenger RNA. RefSeq lists its product as uncharacterized. The record is from RefSeq and is a predicted model, not a curated record. NCBI's taxonomy places the organism in Eukaryota, Viridiplantae, Streptophyta, Magnoliopsida, Fabales, Fabaceae. The transcript has a single exon. Bases 1 to 945 code for a protein of 314 amino acids.